Molecule: messenger RNA, 1293 nt
Organism: Penicillium malachiteum
Lineage: Eukaryota; Fungi; Ascomycota; Eurotiomycetes; Eurotiales; Aspergillaceae
Product: CCDC47 family protein
Exons: 3
Coding region: 1-1293 (430 amino acids)
Biological process (GO): endoplasmic reticulum calcium ion homeostasis
Cellular component (GO): endoplasmic reticulum
Molecular function (GO): calcium ion binding
Source: RefSeq, a predicted model, not a curated record
AUGGCGGGCGUGCUCAAGAACGUAUUUGGUGGCCAGCCUUCUGGCGCUGCCUCCGACGAUGAUUUCGCCGAUUUCGUCGAGGCUCCGAACCCAUCGCCUGCGUCCCUUGUCGCUGACUCGCCCACUCUCGCAGCAGCCAGCACCGGCGCUGCUGCUCCUUACACAGCAUGGUACCGGAUUUGGGAGCGGACAUCGCCUAAGGAUUUCAUGCAGGAGGCCAUGAUCAUGCCUUUCAUCGUGGUCCUUGUCCUCUUCCAUCUCUGGGGUACAAGCAAGAACCGUCGCAAGGCGCGCGAUUGGGCGAAGUCCCAUAUCCCUGCUUUGCAGAAAGAGUUUGCUGUGGUCGGAUUUGAUGGCAUCGCCCGUAACCAGGAGGGUGACGCUCUCACUGUGGAAUUGAGCAACCCGGAGAAGAGCCUGAAGGAGAAGUCGGCCCACGAGUUCUCAACCUACGCUACCGGUCGCCAGAACGUCGCCUUUGUCGAUAUCUCUCUGAAGAUGCCUAAGCGCUACAACCCUGUUACCUACCUCAUGGAGCUGGCUUUCGGUUUCUUUUUGGAGAGCUGGGAGACUCCCACUGACCGUUACGAGGCUCUGAUGUACGGUUUCGAUGGUAAGGAGAAGGAUUUGGUUCCUGUCUUCUCCAAGGAUACCCCUUUGAAGGUUAACAACUCUACCUACGAUGGAUUCAUCUGGGCUGUGGUUCACAAGAGCCACAUGCGCAAGUUCCGCACUGAUCGUUACGAUGCCUCGAUGACCUUCUCCAAGGAUCACCCCAAGCUGCCUCAGUGGGUUACUGUGAUGUCUGAGAGUGCUGAGAUCACCGAUACCCUUCUCAGCAAGGAGCUUAUCCAAGCGAUUGAGCAGGCUGGCAAUGACUUUGAGUUCCUGAUUGUGACUGACCAGCCCAUCGACAAGCCUACCAGCAUCGAUGAGACUGCCCCCAAGAAGCGCAUCCAGCUCUCGGUUAACCUCUCCUCCGGUACCGAAGCCACCCUCCCCCUGUUCAACCAGUUCCUGCGCUUCGGCGACAAGCUUGUUACUGCUGCCCACUUCCGUGGUGAAGUCAUGCGCAAGGUUCGCAGUGUCCGUGACGAGGAGAUCAAGAAGCUCCGUCGCGUUGAAGAGGAGGAGAAGGCCGAAGAGCGCAAACUGGCUGCUGAGAAGAUCAAGAAGGAUGAGCGUGAGCGUCUUCUUCGUGGAAUGACCGCCGAUGAGCAACGCAAGUACCUGGAUCGUGAGAGUCAAAAGGAGCAGCGACGAAACCAGAAGCGUAUGACCCGUCGAGGUUAA